UGGAACAAGGAAAAAGAGAUAGAUGUGCAACAAUCUCCCAGUGUGAGAUUAUGUGAUAGUUCAUCAUUUUAAUUCUGGUUCUGGUUUUGAUUAGUAGAAUGAUGAACAAGGAUGAUGUUGUGAUCCAUGUCAAAGGAAUGUUGGAGAGGGCAAACACACCCGUAACUAAAAAGUGCUCCAUCUACAAAGUACCUUUACUUAUUCGUCAGCUCAACCAAAAGGCUUACACCCCAAAGGUUGUUUCCAUCGGCCCUUAUCACCAUAGCAGCCACCGUCUUCGGAACAUGGAGAGACACAAAGUAAUGUAUUGCAAGUCAUUUCUUGAACGAGUCAAAACCAAAACAAGUAUGGAAAGUUGGAUCAAAUAUAUCGCAGAUAAGGAAGAUCAAAUUCGUAAAUGCUACUCAGAUGCAAUUCCAUUCAGCUCGAACAAACUGGUGGAGAUAAUAUGUGUGGAUUCAGGUUUUAUACUUGAACUCUUCUGGAUAACUCACCACUAUAGGACAUCUGAGACGUAUCUUUCAACACCAUGGUUUGAAAAUGCAAUAUUUUCUGAUUUGUUGUUGCUUGAGAACCAACUUCCUUUUUUCGUUCUCAAUGAUCUCUUCUCUUUGUCUAUUGACGAUAGUGAUACCACUUCAUUUAUCCAACUUACAUUUGAAUAUUUUCAAUAUUUCAAUAAGUCCAAACUGUCUCAUAAUCAUAUUACAUGCCAUCACUUCACGGAUCUGUUACGAACUUUUUACUUAUGUGGAAGAGAAAAGACUACAAGGGCCGAUCAAUGGCCACAUAUCCCUAGUGUUACUAAGUUGUCAGAAGCAGGAAUCAGGUUUGCAAGCUUCGAAAGUAAGUGCUUACUGAACUUGAGUUUUUCAAACCGAGUUCUUCAAAUCCCAAAAUUCAAAAUGGCUGAUAAUACUGAACAGUGGUUUCGUAACAUGAUCGCUUUGGAGCAGUUUCACUAUCCCAAGGAGUCUUAUAUUACGGAGUAUGCUCUUGUUCUGCAAUAUCUAGUAAACACAGGGAAGGAUGUAGAUAUACUGGUUAAAGAGGGAGUUAUGGAGAAUUUAUUAGGUGACAGUGAUGUUGCAGCUGAAAAGACUAAACGUCUUUGUAGAAAUAUCGUUCUAUCAGAUUUUAGUUCUGACUAUGUUUCUCUCUGGCAAAACUUGGAUGCUUCGUAUAAGAGUCGAAAGCUUAAAUUGAAGUCAACUCUGAGACGUGAUUAUUGUAAAGGACCUUGGCAAACUGCUGCAACAAUUUCUGCAAUUGUUCUUCUAAUUCUUUCCUUUAUUCAAACAGUUUGUUCUGUUUGGCAGAUAACAUAGUAUUAGAAUGUCUCACCUCCUUCUCAAGACCUAGUCAUAAGUCUCCUUCCUUUCCUGUUUGUUUUUUGUUUUUUUUCCUCUUUUUCUAAUUGUUCACUCCUGAUCUUCUUAUAACAUUCUGUUUGGUGUAUUUUUUUGCUA
Molecule: messenger RNA, 1469 nt
Organism: Vigna unguiculata (cowpea)
Lineage: Eukaryota; Viridiplantae; Streptophyta; Magnoliopsida; Fabales; Fabaceae
Product: UPF0481 protein At3g47200-like
Source: RefSeq, a predicted model, not a curated record